Alternaria incomplexa is the source of this 561-nucleotide messenger RNA. RefSeq lists its product as uncharacterized. The record is from RefSeq and is a predicted model, not a curated record. The coding region runs from base 1 to 561 and encodes 186 amino acids. The transcript has 4 exons. NCBI's taxonomy places the organism in Eukaryota, Fungi, Ascomycota, Dothideomycetes, Pleosporales, Pleosporaceae.
AUGCAGCCUCGCGGGCUCGAGAGUGAUACCAAGCAGUCUUCGUUGUUCGCCAUCGGCAUCCCCUUCAUCGCAAUCGCCAGUGUCGUAGUAUCCCUACGCGUCUAUGUUCGUGUACGCUUGAUACGGCUGAAAUUGGCUACCGACGACUAUUUGAUAAUCUCUGGCGCGUUUUUCACCAUCUCGCUGUCAGUUGCUAAUAUGGUUUGCGGUUGGUGCGGUGUAGGCAAGCACACACCCGAUAUUUCCAACGAAGACCUCACUCCUAUGUUGAAGGCAAAUCUCGCGACACGCUUACUAUACGUCGUAGCGAUAUGCCUCGUCAAGUUCAGCAUACUCGUGUUCUACCACCGACUAGACCCUCGACGACCCACGAGAUGGAUUGUGUACUUCCUGAUGGCAUGGGUGGCUGCACUCUCGAUCGUGACGUUCUUUGUGCUAUUGUUCGUUUGCACACCGCCAUCCCUGUUUUGGAAUCCUGAGGGUCAGGCUCUGCAUCCAGAGAAGUGCCUCAAGCAGGACACACAGCAAGUGUUCUUCAACAUCAACGGCAUCAUGAAGUAA